UGCGAAUGCGAGCCCAUGCCUUGCAUGCUUUGGGCCACUUGAGCCAGAAUGCAACUCGUGGUGGUGACUGCGGUAGUAUCUAGGUGCUAUUUGUCCGACCCCCUAUCCAAACAGCUAGCUUCAUUCGCCAGCAAGGUCCGCUCCCUGAUUAUUGUAUUGUUGUGGUCUGUUAUUUUGUGGUCAUUGAGCGCAUUACCUGACUGUAUUAGACUAGACUACGGGAGUGUCGGGGUGGCUCACUCAGGAGCAGGUCGACAUUUUGAAGAAAGGCCGUCAAUAUCCAGUCCCGGGCAUCAAGACAUCUUGCGGAUAUAUGCCGACUUUAGAAGUCAUGAUUGUGUUUUGUGAUCUCUUCGGUCCUAGUCUUCUUGGACACUCUGUUCAGUAUUUUAGAAAACGACGA
This is a messenger RNA of Emericellopsis atlantica, 403 nucleotides long. RefSeq lists its product as uncharacterized. The coding region runs from base 49 to 348 and encodes 99 amino acids. The transcript has a single exon. NCBI's taxonomy places the organism in Eukaryota, Fungi, Ascomycota, Sordariomycetes, Hypocreales, Bionectriaceae. The record is from RefSeq and is a predicted model, not a curated record.